Molecule: messenger RNA, 1927 nt
Organism: Eruca vesicaria subsp. sativa (arugula)
Lineage: Eukaryota; Viridiplantae; Streptophyta; Magnoliopsida; Brassicales; Brassicaceae
Source: the annotation of a GenBank genome assembly
CAUUCUGGUCGUGUCGCAAAAAAUAAAAAAGAAGAAGAGUUCCUCCUUUUGUUGUUUUUCCUGAGCUGAAUGAGUUCCCAAAUGCCUUCUUUAGGUACCUUUUCUGAUGUUGCUACUGUCCAACCUUCCUUGCAAGCUCAUCUUGUUCCACUGGGUGCUCAGAGUGCUAACCAUGCUAAAACCCUGCCUAAUCCAUGGAGACAAUCCAGUUUCUCUAAGAGUUUGAAAUUUUACACGGGGCAUCUUCAUGUACGAAGAUGCAGAGUCUUUAUCACUGCAGUGGCCACUGUUGAAACCAAAUAUCCUGCUCAGAAAGAACACGAACAAAGCUUUUCCCUGUCUUCUUCUGAUGCUUCAGAACACUCUAGAGGUCUAAAUGGAAGUUCUGAUGAUGGAGAAGAGGUGGAUGACAGAGAAAGGUUGAGAAGGAUGAGGAUCUCCAAAGCUAAUAGGGGGAACACUCCUUGGAACAAAGGCAGGAAGCAUAGUCCUGAGACCUUACAGAAGAUUAGAGAAAGGACAAAGAUUGCAAUGCAAAACCCAAAGAUCAAGAUGAAGUUAGCAAACCUCGGACACGCCCAAAACGAGGAGACACGGUUGAAGAUUGGGGAGGGAGUGCGGAAGCGAUGGGCAAGGCUGAAGGAGAUGAGAAAAGUGCAAGAGACAUGUCUUUUCGAGUGGCAAAACUUUUUAGCAGAAGCUGCUAAAAAAGGAUACACAGACGAACAAGAGUUUGAGUGGGAUUCUUACAAGAUCAUGGAUCAGCAGAAUCAACUGGAAUGGCUGGAAAGUGUAGAGCAGAGGAAAGCCGUUAGAGGAGCUAAAAGCAAUAGAAGAGCACCAAAAUCUCCAGAACAAAGAAGGAAAAUUGCAGAAGCAAUAGCUGCUAAAUGGGCUGAUCCAUCUUACCGUGAAAGGGUAUGCUCCGGCUUGGCAAAGUAUCACGGUAUACCUGAAGGUGGCGAGAGGCGACGUAGAAGACCAAGUGGGAAUGCAGAGCCUAGAAAGAAGAACCCUGCAAUUAAAACUGCAAGGGAACCAGAGGCCGAAAGGCAAAUCAAAGUUAAAGUGGUGAAAGUACGGAAGCGUAAGACACCUGUGUAUAAAGAUCCUUUGGCGAGUUCUAAACUGGAAAUGAUAAAAAGCAUCAGAGCAAAAAGAGUUGCGGAAGAAUCUAAGAAGAUGGAUGCUGUGGAACAAGCAAGGCAUUUGAUCAAGGAAGCUGUGAAAGCUGCGAAAGUACUUGAGAUUGCUGCUAGGACAAGCUCUGUUGCUCAAGCAUCUUUGUUAGAGAGUAAAAAGCUCAUAGCAGAAGCAACACAGCUGAUUGAGUCUAUAGAAAUGAGGCAGGUAGCUUCAGGGGAGGAUGAGACUUCACCUCAGCCUAGUAAUAGUCUUCUUGAUCUAGACACUGAAUCCGAGACCGAAGACACAACUGAUCAAGAACAACCAGGACAUGUUAACGGAACAUACACUUUCACCAUCAACGGAGAGAGCCUUCACUUGAACAUGAAGCCUAGCGAGUUGCCCACAUUCAACAUUGAAGGUACUACAAAACAGCCAAACGGAAACAGAGUCCAUCCACCACCAGAGUCUAAUGGAGCUAUCAAGCUUACUGAGAGUCCUCAUCUUCCAAAUGGUAUGAGCGAGUACCACGGAAUGGAGGAAAAGGCUGAGUCUUCGGAGGCAGGAAAUGUAACCAAAAAGUGGGUUCGUGGGAGGCUCGUAGAAGUCACAGAAACAGCAUAAACUUGUCUUAUCAACUUGUUGUAGCAAUUUAGCAGAGAAAAAAAAUCAUCAUAAUGUUCAGUUAAAGGUUCAAAGUUUUGGUUUCUUUGGUUUCAUUAUGCUUGAGAGAAGCAGUAUCCAGUUUGAGAUAUGUACCAAUUGUAUUUUUUUAGUCAAACAAGAUUUUAUAGAUAGCUAG